GCAUUUUAGCCCGUUUAGUGUUUCUUGAAAUGGGGUCCAGCAGAACUAUACGAACACAUUUAAAACAGGAAUGCUCAUCUGCCUAGAAAAGAAAAGAAACCAUAUCUCCUUUGUUUUACGGUUUUAGAAUGCUUUCAAUGUUUAAAUCCAUUCCGACCCAUAUGGACUAUAAAGGACAGAAACUUGCAGAGCAAAUUUUCCAAGGAAUCAUUCUAGUGUCAGCAGUGAUUGGAUUCAUCUAUGGCUUAUUUAUUCAUCAGUUCGGGUGGACGGUUUACAUAAUGUUGGCUGGAUUCGCAGUAUCCUGUUUGCUCACUCUGCCUCCCUGGCCGAUGUACAGGAGAAAUCCUCUCCGCUGGCAGCCAGCCAUACCUGAGACAUCUGGAGAGAACCGUGACAAACCUCAAGAGAACCUAAAGAAGAAAAAGCACAAGUGAUUCACAGCAGUAUUUAAUUUGGAUUUGGCACAGCAAACCAUUAUGGAUAUACAGCAGAAACACACAAAACCUACAUGAAAAUUUGUCAUUGUUCGAACAUUUCCAAUACGUAAUAAAGAUGUCCAUUUUUUUUUUUUUUUGUGAUUGGUACAUUGUGUGG
Messenger RNA from Myxocyprinus asiaticus (Chinese sucker), 597 nucleotides. Its product is annotated as signal peptidase complex subunit 1-like. Gene Ontology annotation, cellular component: signal peptidase complex; endoplasmic reticulum membrane. Bases 129 to 437 code for a protein of 102 amino acids. The transcript has 4 exons. Gene Ontology annotation, biological process: protein targeting to ER. NCBI's taxonomy places the organism in Eukaryota, Metazoa, Chordata, Actinopteri, Cypriniformes, Catostomidae. The record is from RefSeq and is a predicted model, not a curated record.